UCCACUGUUAGCUGAGCCGGUGUCACCGAUGUUUCCAAAUAUGACUCCUGAAUGUGCCACGGUGAUGCCUGACUUGCUCGAUAAGUGUUUUGGAACCGUUAGAGUUACACCAACGGAAGAAUGUUGCAACGAUCUCAAAUCCGCAACCACAACGCAAGUCACUUGCCUUUGUGAUAAUUACAUUGCAAACCCGACGAUUGUGAACAUUACCGGACCUUACUCCGCCGGAAUCACAACUAAAUGCGGCGUUUUCAACAAAUACUCUUGCGACGGUACUAGUAAAGGAGGAGAAACCGGAAGCAGCAGCAGUAACAGCAGCACGACCAGCAAUGUAGACAAUAGCAAGAGUGAGGUCAACGGAGGAGCAACGAACAAGAUUGCUGCAUCAAUGGCUGUUUUUGGCUUGAUUGCAAGUCUGGUCUUCGUUAUGUUCUAAUUUAUAGUUAUUUAAAAUUUUAUGUAAUUUUUUUUAUUACAUAAAAUUUCUGCGAACUUAAAACAAUGCGUUUAUAUGAAUGCAUGUUUGCAUCUAACGUUCAUUUGUGUUAUCCUUGCUUAUUUUCUUUUAAUGAGUUUUGGUGGUUUUGCAAUUAUAUUUUUGGGCCUCAAA
Camelina sativa (false flax) is the source of this 610-nucleotide messenger RNA. Its product is annotated as non-specific lipid transfer protein GPI-anchored 28-like. The record is from RefSeq and is a predicted model, not a curated record. NCBI's taxonomy places the organism in Eukaryota, Viridiplantae, Streptophyta, Magnoliopsida, Brassicales, Brassicaceae.